UUCUCCCCAGCUGCUUGUCACACUGACCUGCACCAUCUCUUGACUGCUUGUGGGGUUUCUAUCAACUAGUCCUGGAAGGGAACAGACUCUUUGGAGAAUAACAUUUUAUUGUGGCCAUGCCCGAACCCACUAAGAAAGAGGAAAAUGAAGCCCCAGCGCCAGCGCCAGCACCAGCAUCAGCCCCAGCCCCAGCGCCAGCCCCACCCUCAGGAGAACCAAAUAAAGAGAAGGAGGCCGGAACUGCACCAGCAAAAGAUGAAGAGGAAACCUUCCCGCCUAGUGCCCUGCCUCCAGGUUUGGGUAGUCGGGCCCUGGAAAGAAAAGAUUCAGAAUGGUCUCUUGGUGACUCACCUGCUGGGGAAGAUCAAGAUAAACAGAAUGCCAAUUCUCAGCUGUCCACCCUGUUAGUGGAAAAGCCUCAGUCAGGAGCAGUGAAAGUUGGUGAAAAUAUCACCUUUAUAGCCAAAGUCAAGGCUGAAGAUCUUCUUAGAAAGCCCACUAUCAAAUGGUUCAAAGGGAAAUGGAUGGACCUGGCCAGCAAAGCUGGAAAGCACCUCCAGCUGAAGGAAACCUUUGAAAGGCAUAGUCGGGUGUACACUUUUGAGAUGCAGAUCAUCAAAGCCAAAGAAAACUUUGCAGGAAACUACAGAUGUGAGGUCACCUAUAAGGAUAAGUUUGACAGCUGUUCAUUUGAUCUUGAAGUACAUGAAUCUACCGGAACUACUCCAAACAUUGACAUCAGAUCUGCUUUCAAGAGAAGUGGAGAAGGUCAAGAGGAUGCAGGGGAGCUUGACUUUAGUGGUCUCCUGAAACGUAGGGAGGUGAAGCAGCAGGAGGAAACACCCGAGGUAGACGUGUGGGAGCUGCUGAAAAAUGCGAAACCCAGCGAGUACGAGAAGAUCGCCUUUCAGUACGGCAUCACCGACCUGCGCGGGAUGCUCAAGCGGCUCAAGCGCAUGCGCAGAGUGGAGAAGAAGAGCGCAGCUUUUGCAAGAAUUCUUGAUCCUGCAUAUCAGGUUGAUAAAGGAGGCAGAGUAAGAUUUGUUGUAGAACUGGCAGACCCAAAGUUGGAGGUGAAAUGGUAUAAAAAUGGUCAAGAAAUUCGACCCAGUACAAAAUACAUCUUUGAGCAUAAAGGAUGUGAAAGAAUCAUGUUUAUCAAUAACUGUUUGCUGACAGAUGAUUCAGAGUAUUAUGUGACAGCUGGUGAUGAGAAAUGUUCCACUGAGCUCUUUGUGAGAGAGCCUCCAGUUAUGGUGACCAAACAGCUGGAAGACACGAAAGCUUACUGUGGGGAGAGAGUGGAAUUAGAAUGUGAGGUUUCUGAAGAUGAUGCCAAUGUAAAAUGGUUUAAGAAUGGUGAGGAGAUCAUCCCUGGUCCAAAAUCAAGAUACCGAAUUAAAGUUGACGGCAAAAAACACAUUUUGAUCAUAGAAGGAGCAACAAAGGCUGAUACUGCAGAAUAUUCUGUAAUGACCACAGGAGGACAAUCAUCUGCUAAGCUUAGCGUUGACUUGAAACCUCUGAAGGUAUUGACACCUCUGACUGAUCAGACUGUAAAACUUGGAAAUGAAAUCUGCUUGAAGUGUGAAAUCUCUGAAAACAUAACAGGAAAAUGGACUAAAAAUGGCCUACCCAUUCAGGAGAGUGACCGUCUAAAGGUUGUUCACAAAGGAAGAAUCCACAAGUUAGUGAUAGCCAAUGCUCUCGUUGAGGAUGAAGGUGAUUAUGUAUUUACACCAGAUUCCUACUCUAUUACUUUGCCUGCCAAAGUUCAUGUUGUUGAUCCUCCUAGGAUCAUCCUGGAUGGUCUUGAUGCUGACAAUACAGUGACAGUAAUUGCAGGAAACAAGCUUCGUCUUGAGAUUCCUAUCUCUGGAGAACCACCUCCUAAAGCGCUUUGGAGCCGAGCAGAUAAGGCUAUUAUGGAGGGCAGCGGCCGGAUAAGAGCAGAAUCUUACCCUGACAGCAGCACUCUAGUUAUUGACGUAGCAGAAAAAGAAGACUCUGGUGUUUACCACAUAAACCUGAAAAAUGAAGCUGGAGAAGCACAUGCGAGCAUCAGGAUUAAAGUUGUAGACAUCCCUGAUCCUCCAGUGGCACCGACUGUGACAGAGGUGGGAGAUGAUUGGUGCAUCAUGAACUGGGAGCCUCCUGCCUACGAUGGAGGGUCCCCAAUCUUAGGGUACUUUAUUGAGAGGAAAAAGAAGCAAAGCUCCAGGUGGAUGAGGCUGAAUUUUGAUCUCAUCAAAGAAACAACUUUUGAACCCAAGAAGAUGAUCGAAGGUGUGGCUUAUGAGGUCCGCAUCUUUGCAGUCAACGCCGUCGGCAUCUCCAAGCCCAGUACGCCCUCCAGGCCUUUUGUUCCUUUGGCUGUAACCAGCCCUCCAACUCUCCUGGCUGUCGACUCCGUAACUGACAACAGCGUCACCAUGAAGUGGCGGCCCCCUGACCACAUUGGUGCCGCAGGUUUAGAUGGCUAUGUGCUAGAGUAUUGCUUUGAAGGAUCUGACAACUGGCUAGCUGCAAACAAAGACCUGAUCGACAAGACCAAGUUCACCAUCACAGAUCUGCCGACAGAUGCGAAGAUCUUUGUGCGUGUGAAGGCUGUGAACAAAGCCGGUGCCAGCGAGCCCAAGUACUAUUCUCAGCCCAUUCUCGUGAAGCAAAUCAUAGAGCCUCCAAAGAUUCGCAUCCCAAGGCACCUGAAGCAAACUUAUAUCCGCAGAGUUGGAGAAGCUGUCAAUCUGGUUAUACCUUUCCAGGGAAAACCAAAACCAGAAUUAACUUGGAAGAAGGAUGGUGCAGAAAUUGAUAAGAAUCAAGUAAAUAUUCGCAACUCUGAGACUGAUACCAUCAUAUUUAUCAGAAAAGCAGAGAGGAGUCACUCUGGGAAAUACGAUCUGCAAGUCAAAGUAGAAAAAUUUGUGGAAAGAGCAACAAUUGAUAUCCAGAUCAUUGACCGUCCAGGUCCACCCCAAGUUGUGAAGAUUGAAGAUGUCUGGGGAGAGAAUGUUGCUCUAUCAUGGACACCACCAAAGGAUGAUGGAAAUGCUGCCAUUACAGGGUACACGAUCCAGAAGGCUGACAAGAAGAGCAUGGAAUGGUUCACUGUCAUUGAGCAUUAUCACCGAACCAGUGCCACCAUUUCUGAACUGGUUAUAGGAAAUGAAUACUACUUCCGGGUCUUUGCUGAAAACAUGUGCGGCCUCAGUGAGGAUGCAACGAUGACUAAAGAGAGUGCCGUGAUUGCCAAGGAUGGUAAGAUCUACAAGAAUCCAGUGUAUGAAGACUUUGAUUUCACAGAGGCGCCCAUGUUCACCCAGCCUUUGGUUAACACCUACGCUGUAGCUGGUUACAAUGCCACCCUGAACUGCAGUGUGAGAGGAAAUCCUAAGCCCAAAAUAACCUGGAUGAAAAACAAAGUUACUAUUGUGGAUGAUCCAAGAUACAGGAUGUUCAGCAACCAAGGGGUCUGUACUCUGGAGAUUCGCAAGCCCAGCCCCUAUGAUGGAGGCACUUACAGCUGCAAAGCAGUCAACGACCUCGGGACAGUGGAGAUCGAAUGUAAACUGGAGGUGAAAGUGAUAUAUCAAGGAGUAAAUACCCCUGGACAACCAGUCUUCCUGGAGGGGCAGCAACAGGUUUUUUAAAUCGUAGCACAGUAAGGAUUUUUGAAUGUAUAUUAUCAUCUAAGGUGGCCUUUCCUUCUGCAGGCUCCUCUUGCAAGGCGUGCCUCCUAACAUAAUUGAUUCAUAUUUGCGAGACUUGCAAUCAAGCAAUCCUGAGGAAUAUUGAGGGCUUGGGCACUGCCUCUCCGCACUUCACUGCUUUGAAAUCUGGUUGCAAUGAGAAAGUAUUUUCUGGUUUUCCACCAGGCACUCAAGUGUGGUCAUUUUCUUUCCUCCUAAUGUUGAAGAAAAAAAAAACGGUUUGCACGGAUUGCUUAAUUAAAAAUUGCAAACAAAAUCUCAUUUGAAGUCAGCAUUUUGGUCUUCAUUGUCUAUGCUUGGGCACUGUACUUUACAAAAAUGCAAACUAUAGAAUAAGCAAACCAAUUGUUUUAGUUUAAAAUAGUAGGCUGUAAAUGCUUUUUUUCUUUCCAGAGUAAAACAUAUAGUACAACACACCACUUGAAAACACACCUUUCUCUUGAUCUAAUAGAUUUUUCUAAGCAUGGCAGAGUUGUUUAUUUCACACAGCCCUGCUCAACACCAGUGGCUCUGUGCCCUUUUUCCCAUUUGAAUUCACUAAAAGACUUCUUAAAGUCUUUCAGACAAGUUUUCCCAACAGAAGAGAAAAUGUAUUCAAUAAAUGGCACAAUAAAUCUGAA
Molecule: messenger RNA, 4333 nt
Organism: Equus caballus (horse)
Lineage: Eukaryota; Metazoa; Chordata; Mammalia; Perissodactyla; Equidae
Gene: MYBPC1
Product: myosin binding protein C1
Molecular function (GO): protein binding
Source: RefSeq, a predicted model, not a curated record